CGGAUGUUACGGUAUACCCAAAUGCGAGUCAUGUCCAACAGCCUCGUAUUCCAUAUCCAGGCCCUCCUCCAGGAAACAGAAAUGGUUGGUCGCAUGCGCGAAUCGUUUGUGAAGUAGACAACUGUCAAUUCACUAAAGUAUGGAAUGACAAGUGCCAACUAUGGAUGAAUCAAAUUUACAUACGAUAUGUGCUUGGAAUUAAAUUACACAAAAAAAGAAAUACAAAGAACGAUCUCGGGCAAUAUCAUAGAUCUAUGACGGCUAGAUUGUGGCAACAGAGAGCAGGGUACCAGGAGAACAAACUCCUACUACCUGUAAUGCACCCAACCUACGUGCCGGAGCAAAUUGAAGAUAAGCAUUCUCAAUAUCAAGUCAUUAUCCCAAUUGCACAAGUUUUUUGGGAUCCAGUACUUCCACUUUCACUUGCAGUUGAGUACGUACCAACUGUUCCUAAUCCUCUUGCAACUGAAACUGUGCCUGCUAAUUUUACUAUUGAUCUGUAUCAAGUUCAACAACUAGUUUUAAGAGGACAAGAUAAUGCAUAA
Paraglomus occultum is the source of this 545-nucleotide messenger RNA. The record is from the annotation of a GenBank genome assembly. NCBI's taxonomy places the organism in Eukaryota, Fungi, Glomeromycota, Glomeromycetes, Paraglomerales, Paraglomeraceae.